UUACGUCAUAUGUAAUCAGCUGAUAUUGCCGCUCAAAACAUUAACAUGUCGCUGGCGAAUCCUUUUCGUGCCGUAUUUCGUCUACCAAGUCGAAAUCAACGCGUCAAUUGGUUUCCAGGCCACAUGACCAAGGGCGUGCGACAAAUACAACAGAAGCUACGCAGCGUCGAUUGCAUUGUUGAAGUACACGAUGCCCGCAUUCCUCUAGCAGGUCGGAAUUCUCAAUUCUUUGACACAAUAACAGGGAACGGCGUAAAACCACAUAUAUUAGUCCUGAAUAAGGUAGACCUCAUAGGGACCAAGCAACAACGCGGUAUCCUCAAGCAGCUACGAACACAGCAGCCCGAACUGAGAAACAUUCUCUUCACUAACUGCAAAGAUCAGCGGAAUACCGGCGUAUUGGACAUACUGCCAUUGGCAACUAAGUUGGUGGCAGAAAGUAGUAGAUUCAAUAGAGCACAUAGUGCCGAGCACAACAUUAUGAUUAUUGGUGUGCCCAAUGUGGGUAAGAGCAGCAUAAUCAACGUACUGCGAAAUGUGCAUCUCAAGAAACGCAGCGCGGCACGCGUCGGCGCCGAGGCCGGUAUCACUCGAGCCGUCGGCGAGCGCAUUAAAAUCCAAGAACAGCCUUUGGUCUAUAUGAUUGAUACACCCGGCAUACUGCAGCCGUCUGUUACCGACGACGAAAUGGGCAUGAAAUUGGCACUGGUUGGCUGUGUACCCGAUCACAUCGUGGGCGAAGAUCUGAUAGCCGACUAUCUGCUGUAUUGGCUGAAUAAACAUAGGCGCUACGAGUACGUCGAAAAACUGGGUCUAACCUCCGGUCCCAGUGAUAAUAUAAGCGCCGUUCUUGCAGAAUAUGCACAGCAGCAGGCGAUGUUCCACCGUGUAAAGCAAUACAAUGGACAGGUGGAGGUGAUGACAAAUUUAUUGGCCGCCGCGCGAAAAUUUAUCAGCUUCUUUCGCACUGGACAGCUGGGGUCUAUUAAUCUAGACGAAGAAUGUACUUAGCAUAUUUAAAUGGAGUUCCUUACAAUAUAGUUACAAAGUUUCUUUAA
Messenger RNA from Drosophila montana, 1058 nucleotides. RefSeq names its product mitochondrial GTPase 1. The transcript has 2 exons. The record is from RefSeq and is a predicted model, not a curated record. Gene Ontology annotation, molecular function: GTPase activity; GTP binding. Gene Ontology annotation, cellular component: mitochondrion. NCBI's taxonomy places the organism in Eukaryota, Metazoa, Arthropoda, Insecta, Diptera, Drosophilidae. Gene Ontology annotation, biological process: mitochondrial translation. Bases 46 to 1011 code for a protein of 321 amino acids.